GGUGGGUGAAUAAAGGUGUGACGACAAUUCCUCGAUCGCUUUUCCUCCUCUUCUUGCUCUUCCACUUCUGCUGCUGCUACUUAGGCGCGUAUCUGGGUCGUGCUGUUCUGCGACUUUUUAACAACUUUUACGAUUCCUACAUCAUAGUAGUGAAAGACUCGAGGGAUCAACUCGAAGCGCACACGGAUAGCGAGCCGAUUGAUCUGCAGUUUGCGAAGUGAAGCGAUAACGAACGUCUGUUUACCACAACCCACUUCCGCCCUCGACACACCCUUCAAUCCUCAAGAAAAGGACACGGAUCAAGAGAUAUCGGAAGACAGACGAUAUACAUACGCACAUACAUCACCAUGGCGUUCCGAUGGUACCAGGCGAAACUUCGCACCGCGCCUCUGUUGACGCAGGCGACUACUACUGCUGUUCUCUUCGGCCUCGGCGACGUGCUAUCGCAGCACGCGGUGGAGAAAGUCGAGAAGCAUAGUUAUGCGCGGACAGGACGCAUGGCGUUGUACGGCGGUGCCGUCUUCGGACCCGCCGCAACAAAAUGGUACCAAUUCCUCGCCUCGCGCGUCAACCUGUCCACCACGAACCGCACCAUCGCCGCCCGCGUCGCCUGCGACCAAUUCCUCUUCGCGCCGACCAACAUGGCGUUCUUCCUGUCCUCGAUGGCGUACCUCGAGGGCUCGUCCCCCGCCGAGAAACUCAAGAAGGCGUAUGUGCCCGGCAUGCUGAAUAACUUCCUACUGUGGCCGGGCGUGCAGGCGGUGAAUUUCAAGUUCGUGCCGUUGGAGCAUCGGGUGCUGGUUGUGAAUUGUGUGGCGCUGGGGUGGAAUUGCUACUUGAGUUAUUUGAAUAGUGGGGGUGGGGAGAGGCCUGAGGUGGAGGAGAAGGUGGUGGAGAAGGUGGAGGGGAAGCUGUAGGGGGUUUGUCGUGGGAUGUAGUUCUCGAGGGGAGGUUUUUUCGUUCUCUGAGCAUUGAAUGGGGCAUGUAUGAAUGGACGGGAUGGACGUAGAGAUAUGUGAUCAACAGCUUCCUUAGCCAUGGCGGCGGUAUGUGGUCGAUGCUGAUAGAAACACAAAUACACUAGUAUUCAC
This is a messenger RNA of Aaosphaeria arxii CBS 175.79, 1091 nucleotides long. RefSeq lists its product as uncharacterized. Gene Ontology annotation, cellular component: cytoplasm; mitochondrion; membrane. NCBI's taxonomy places the organism in Eukaryota, Fungi, Ascomycota, Dothideomycetes, Pleosporales. The record is from RefSeq and is a predicted model, not a curated record. The transcript is spliced from 3 exons. The coding region runs from base 348 to 917 and encodes 189 amino acids.